Messenger RNA from Malaya genurostris, 2242 nucleotides. RefSeq names its product zinc finger protein 883-like. The record is from RefSeq and is a predicted model, not a curated record. The coding region runs from base 631 to 2169 and encodes 512 amino acids. Gene Ontology annotation, molecular function: DNA-binding transcription factor activity; RNA polymerase II cis-regulatory region sequence-specific DNA binding. Gene Ontology annotation, biological process: regulation of transcription by RNA polymerase II. The transcript is spliced from 5 exons. NCBI's taxonomy places the organism in Eukaryota, Metazoa, Arthropoda, Insecta, Diptera, Culicidae.
GUUGCUCAUAAUCCUCUUCUCCGCAUCGCCAUACCCCGACCGCCGUACGCAUCCUCUAAUUUCUGCAUGAACUCAGAACAGGAACGAGAGCUAACAGAAAUCAGUGCCGUGCAGAAACAUUUGUCGUUCGGCCGUCGCAUCGAACAGAUGUCCAUUGAGUUCCAGAAUCAGUUUUACAAUGCAAAGUUCAGAGAAAAAAAAAACUAAACCACGAAGCAAGAAAGGUCCUGGUGAUUCGGAAGGAAAAGAUAUUAUACUAGAUAAAAUCAGUGAACCAAAACACCAUCUGAAGAAAACCAUCUAGUGAAAGAAGCCAUUAAAAAAGUUUAAUUGAUUGCAUUGUCGAUCAGAAUUUCCUAGCAAUAUUACGGAAACAGAAAAACCCAUCAAAGAAUUGGCUACAAUAAUAGUAGAAACAUCAAACAAAUCGCAGUUUCCGCAAGAUUGUCAUUCGGAAAUCACAGGAAACGAAGAAACCCAAACCGCACCCUCUCGAAGUGAAGUGACGAAGAAUUUAAGGGAUUUCCCCGUUGCCUCCAGGGGUCAGUGAGUUAGUAAGUGAGUGAGUGAGUGUCGCAUUAGAUUUCAAAGGGGACAGUCUGGCAAGCCCAGGUGUAACACGAAAGCACCAUGAUGGACUGGGAGAUGGAUAUGCUUAAUUUGGAUAUCGACGAGCAUGCUUUGAAUUUCAGCAUCCAGUCCAUCAUAUCAGAUGAAUCCAUAUUUAGCUCGUUCCUACAAUCUACCAAUGAGCUAACAUUGUUUCCACUAUCACCGUCACUGCCCCCAACGUCAUCGUUGUCGUCGUCGUCGUCGUCGUCGCCGUCAUUAGAUUUAGACUAUGCCAGCUUGCGACCCACAUCGCCAUCAUUGCUGUUGCAGUUGGAUACGAUCCUUGAGCAUCAUCCACUGCCGUCACCGACGUUACCUUCAACGUUACCGACGUCAUCGCCUUCACCGUCAAUGGUUCUGCAACCCCACAAGUGCACUACCACCGAGGACGACAAACAAAGUGAACACGAUUCGGGAAAUUCCAACGGAUCAUCGCUCGGAGACUCGGAGGAAUCGCUGUCGGAGGUGACUCCCUCGGAGCGAUCGACCAACAGUAGCGAUGCAGAAAAUGAUGUACCGGAGCUCAGGCCGUUCGAGUGCUCUGAAUGUGGCAAAAGUUACACCCGGAAGAUCUAUCUGAUGCGCCACUAUGUGCAGCACAGCCGAGAGCGACCGUAUCAGUGUGAAGUGUGUGACAAAAGCUUUGCCUACGCCAGUUCGCUGUCCUCGCACCGGAAACUCCACUUGGCUGCGUGUUAUCAUCGGUGUGACAUUUGCAAUAAAACUUUCACCACAGAAGCAAUGCUGGCGGCCCACAAAACGGGAAUUCACUUCGGUGAGCGGCCGUACAAGUGCAAACAGUGCAAGAAAACGUUUGUGCUGCUGCAUGCCUACAAAAGUCACAAAAGGUGGCAUCAACAGUUUAACCCGUACAAAUGUUUGGUCUGUGAAAAAGAGUUCAUGAAAAAGGUUGCGUUGAAGAGCCAUUUGCGGGUGCACACUGGAGAGAAACCAUUCUCCUGCAAUGUCUGCCAGAAAAGUUUCACACUAUCUUCCACUUUAUCGUCGCACAAGAAACUACAUGGCGAAAAACCUUCGAUGCAGUGCAACGUGUGUGGAAAAAUUUUCACACAAGCUAGUGCCCUGUCCACGCAUAAACACCUGCAUACAGAGACUCGUCCCCACAGUUGUAAUCUUUGUGAGAAACGUUUCAUUAGGCUUCAUGCGUUGAAGAUCCACAUCCGAACUCAUUCCAACGAACGGCCAUAUCAGUGUAAUCUUUGCCCUAAAAGCUUCCUGGAGAAACACGUUCUGAUAAGGCAUCUGAAGAUUCACACAAACGAACGCCCGUACGUCUGUGACACUUGUGGGAAGGCAUUCAAGGAGAAGUACGACCUCUUGCGGCACGUUCUCAUCCACUCCGGAUUGAGGCCGCACAAGUGUGAAGUGUGCUCCCAAACCUUCGUACAAUCCAAUGCACUGACCAAACACCGUCGGCGUCAUGAACGGGAUUCCGGAGGAGCAACCGUGCUGAUGGCUGCUGCAAGCAAGUCUGCCAGUCGAAAAAAGUUGUCUAGGGAGACUUCCAACGGCCCCAGUUCCAAUGGAGCAAGUUAAAGCAAUCUAGUCGCAACGGUGAGGUGUUAUGUAAUAAUUUGUGAGGUUUGAUUUCAAUGAAAAUAGUUUUACG